GAUACUGGACUUUUGCCUGAUUAUGUUGUGGCACAUUAUGGCUUUCCAAAUUUCGAAACUUUUAUGAAAUCUGAAAUGAUGAAGGAUUAUGUAAGAUUGCAAUUAAUUGAAGGAAAACAUUGUUUUUUGCCGAAAAAUUGUGAAAGAUUUGCCCAUAUACGGAAUGAACAAGAAAUUGAGCGAGCUGCGACUUUGCUAGCUCAAACUCGAGAGGAAAAUGAAAAAUUAUGUCGUGCACUUUUACCAGAAAAUAGAGAGGCUACAUUAAAAGGUCGUAAAUUAAUUUCGGAAUUGAUUUAUGAAUUGGGAGGACAAGAUAACCCUGUUAGUUGGACAUCAGUUCAGAAGAAAUAUAAAGAAAAAUAUAAUGAGGAAUUGGCUGGAGAGGCGCUUAAACGAAUGUUUACGCGUGACAAAGCUAUCAAAAUUCUUGAGACAUUGUUUAACUAUGAAUUGCAAUUAUUCCAAGCUAACUUACCUGGACAUUUUUUCUUACAAUUAAAAAUGCCGUACAAUGAUCUUUUAAAUUACUACGAGACAGAAUUACAAAAUCAUAAUGAAGCUAAAGCCCAAAUGAAGAAUGUUGCUGGAAGAGCUUUGCGUCCAAAGGCGAAUUAUCCUAAACAACCAAAGGUUUUCCCGACUGGCCCUUUCUAUCCUUCUUUUGUUCCACCACCGCCUCCUGCUCAACCUGUUAAAAAAUCUUUGGAUGUUCCAACUGGUGGUGGUCAGACAAAUAAUGUUAAUAAUAAUGUUUCUACGUCAAAUCAACCAAGUUUGCCAACUACUUCUAAUGCUGCACCUAAAAAGUCAAAAUUCGAUAUUUCCCCAGAAGAAAUUGGCCUAUCAUCAACCAAAAAACAAUCAUUUACAGAAAUGAUAAAUGAUGAAGAAGCUGAUAUUGCUGAAGAAAGAAAGAUUACAGUGAAGUAUAAUAGAAAAGGUUGGGAAGAAGAAAGUAGUGUUCCAGCUUAUGAAAUUGGUGCUGGUGUAGGAGGAAGUGGAACUGGUGGAGGAGGAACUGCUGGAGGUGGAAUGGAAAAACCGUCGAGAUUGGACACUCCUAUAAAUCAAAAUGUAAAUAAUGGUAAAAAUGAAGUUGUGGAAGGAGAAGCUGUUGAAAAUGAUAACAAGAAAAAGACUCGUUAUACUUCUCGUAUUGUUGGCCAAGACUUCACCGAUUCUGAAGAGAGUGGUGAUGAUGAGGAUGAAAUUGUGUCAGUUAAACGUCCAGCAAGUGAAGGACAACAAAAUGUGAUUUCCAACCAAAAAUCUGAUGGAGAAAAUUUGACAUCUUUUGUGCCUCAACCUGUACCGCAACCUGCAACAAUUUCCAGUAGCACUACUUUUGUUCCUCCUCCACGUUUGUCUGGUCAUCGUGCUGGAAUUCACAAGUUUAUGCAAGAGAAGGUUGAACAGAAAAAAAUGGAAGGAGCAACAACAACUACACAACAACAGCCAAACCCAUCUUCACUUAAACCAAAAAUAAAGCGUUAUCCUGUUAAUUAUUCGUCUGAUGAAUAUGAUGAGGAUGAUAAUAUUUUUAAUGAACAGCAAAAGCCAAGGGAGAAGGAGAAAAGUGUCGAGAAUAUUUUUGGUGGUGGACGUGUUGAACAACAAGGAAGAGGAGGAACUAGCACAAACAACAAUUCAUCCACUAUGUUUAACUCAUCUCUUCCUUCCCAACAACAGCCUCAACAAUCUCAACAACAGCCCACUUCUUCUACACGUCAUUUGUCAUCAGCAUUCUCAAGUAGUUCAAUAAAUCAGCAACAACAGAACAACAAUGCGAGUACUUUCAACUCACCUCAAAAGAACAUCAAAAUUGAUUCUGAAUGGUUACUUGUAGAUAAAGUUGAAUGGUUACGUAAUGAAGCUAAUAAACAAAAAAUGUCUCAUGAAAGUCGUCCUGAUGAGGGUUCUUUUAUCUUCCGCAAAGGAAACGAAGUUUUGGUGUUGACAGAAUCUGAUGAUAAAAUUCGAGCAUCCAAGCAUUGUGAUGGUAGAAUUAAGUGGGAUGCUUAUUUUCCUAAGACGGAAUGGAAAUUAUUUUCUAUAACUAUACUUGGACUUGUCUAUUCGUUUAUGCUUCGCGGUGAGUGAAAAAAAUAUGUUUAAAAAGUAAUAAAUCAAUGAUUUGAUAAAAUAGUUUUGAGCGGGUUUUGUAGAGAAGAUGGAUAAAAUUUUUAAUUGAGAAAAUUUGGAUUGGAGG
Messenger RNA from Meloidogyne enterolobii, 2212 nucleotides. Lineage: Eukaryota; Metazoa; Nematoda; Chromadorea; Rhabditida; Meloidogynidae. The record is from the annotation of a GenBank genome assembly.